Molecule: messenger RNA, 2719 nt
Organism: Thalassophryne amazonica
Lineage: Eukaryota; Metazoa; Chordata; Actinopteri; Batrachoidiformes; Batrachoididae
Gene: nadka
Product: NAD kinase a
Exons: 10
Coding region: 330-1469 (379 amino acids)
Biological process (GO): NAD+ metabolic process; NADP+ biosynthetic process
Molecular function (GO): NAD+ kinase activity
Source: RefSeq, a predicted model, not a curated record
UUGUACAGCAGAAUGCACGAGGAAGAUUUAGUGUUCAGUCCUCACUGGGCCAAAUAUAGACUCAGUGAAUACGGGACAGAAGGGUUACUGGCUCAUCCUGAAUCUGCCCAUUACACAUGGAGACACACUCAGCACUGCUCGACUUUCCACACAGCCAGAGGAUGAGUUGCAGUUGACCACAAGAAGGAACCUGUUUCACUUUGUCCAGUGCCUCAGUGAUGUGUUGGGUUGGAGGGAGUCAUUUUGUCCGUGCAGGCUGCAGGAUGAAUUGGUAGCAUGUGCCACCUGGACAGUUCCACAACUUUUAUCUUCACCAGCAUCCUCGCUACAUGUUCUCCUCCAUGAAGUUUAACCAUUGUGUGCUGCAGGACAGUCCUGGGAAUGACAAAGAAAACAAAGUGUGGAAAUGGCACAUUCAGGACCCCGCCAGCCAGAGACUGACGUGGAACAAGCCACCAGAAAGUGUCCUCGUCAUCAAGAAGAUCCGAGAUGUCAGUCUGAUUCAGCCUUUCAAAGAGCUGUGUCGCUUCCUCACGGAGGUGAAAAACAUGAUUGUUUAUGUUGAAAAUAAAGUUCUGGAGGACCCAGCUAUUUCAGGUGAUGAAAACUUUGGGGCCAUCUCAAAGAACUUCUGCACUUUCAAAGAAGACUUUGAUGACCUCUCCAAUCGUGUUGAUUUCAUUAUCUGUCUUGGUGGAGAUGGAACUUUGCUGUAUGCAUCUUCCCUCUUCCAGGAGAGCGUUCCACCCGUCAUGGCCUUCCAUCUUGGCUCCUUGGGCUUCUUGACUCCAUUCAAGUUUGACACUUACCAGACUCAGGUCACCCAAAUUAUUGAAGGUAACGCUGCCAUAGUCCUGCGCAGUCGCCUGAGCGUUUGUGUCCUGAAAGAGAAUGGGAAGAAGAAAUCUAAAGUGGAUGAAAAAGGCUUGAUCCUCAUCAACGGAGAGUUUGAAGGAAGCCAAAAAGCCAUGCAGUACCAGGUGCUGAAUGAGGUGGUGGUGGACAGAGGGCCGUCCUCGUACCUGUCCAAUGUGGACCUCUUUCUGGAUGGACACCUAAUCACCACAGUGCAGGCAGAUGGUGUUAUCGUCUCCACGCCCACAGGAAGUACAGCGUAUGCCGUGGCAGCAGGAGCGUCCAUGAUCCAUCCCAACGUCCCGGCCAUCAUGAUCACCCCCAUCUGCCCCCACUCCCUCUCCUUCAGGCCCAUCGUGGUGCCUGCCGGCGUGGAGCUCAAGAUCAUACUGUCACAUGAUGCCAGAAACACAGCGUGGGUCUCAUUUGACGGGAGGAAGAGACAAGAGAUCUGCCACGGAGACAGUAUUACCAUCACUACUUCCUGCUUCCCCGUUCCUUCCAUCUGUUUCCGGGACCCGGUCAAUGAUUGGUUCGAGAGCCUGGCUCAGUGUUUGCACUGGAAUGUGAGGAAAAAGCAGAACUACCUCAUUUCAGAGUAUGAAGAUUUCUGAGGCAGCGAUGUUAGCCAAAGUCUUUGUUUUAGCUUGACCUGCUUUGUGCCCCGCCCACAUUGGUCCUUUCAUUGUCUGAUCAAAAAUCCAUCAGAUUAUUGUUUCCCUGCAGUGACAAAAAACGUUCCUGAGAGGAACAAAAAGCACAAUGAGGAGCUGGAUUCUGUCGCACACACUACAAACGGUGACAGUGGCCAAACUUCACUGCAUUUGGAGAAUUCUUUUUUAUUUUGGGCCGUGUCUCAGCGAGAUACAAUCAGACAACAGAAUGUAAAUAAAGAUAUAGCUGCCAACUAACCACUAGGGGCCAAUGGGACAUAUUUUCAGGAUCAUUCCCUUCAUCCUGUUUUCCUCAAACGUCUGAGCGCAGCUCGCUUUGAACCCACUAAAGCUGGUUGCAUUCUGGCGUGUUGCUUAAACUAAUGGAGUUUGUCCGUGCUGGUGGUCCAGAAUGGGAAGCCUAAGGUUUGGGACGAUCUUAGCUGGUCUAUGGAUCAUUGCAGUGUUUUUGGUCACACUUUUUAAGACAGACAGCAGCCACAUUACUGCUUUCUUUUUACAAAAGCUAAUUUUCUCCUCGUAAAUGAAAACAAGUUUUAUUUUCGAGAAACAUUAAAUCCAUGUUAAGUAAAGAUACUUUUCUAAAAUCAAGAGUAAAGAAAAUCUAAUGUGCAGCCAUUAUCUGUAGAUGUACCUUCUCAAAGAGAUUUACUUGGCCAUAUCGCCCCCUACUGUACGGACUGUGCCUUAAACACUGGUGUAUUGUAAUCUUUGUCUGUUUACAUUGCAUAUAAAUUGUGUGAUUUAAGUGUGUGUGUCUGUGUGUGUGGUGUUUGUUGUAUUGCAGAUGAAUGUGACGGCGGGUUUUUAAAAACCUCUUUAAAGCCAUAGUGUCAGUGUGUGGGUUUUAUACAAACGUCCGGUUUACUGGAACGUGCUGGUUAAUGUGAUACAUCAGAAUGAUGUCGUCUGUUUCAAUUCCACUGAAGGACCAACUGAGCUCCGGAAAACGAUCAUUCCUUCAUCUGUGUUCAUCAAAAUACAUUUGAUAAAUUGUUUAUUAUUAACUAGUUUACAAUCGGUCAUUGCUGAAAAUAAUUUGUCUUUGGUACUGUUUUCCUGUUAAUUCUGUCACUUUGUAUGAAGAUCUUUUAUUAUGUGUCAGAUCAGUGAAAUACGAAACGUUUCAGACAUUCCAGCAGUUUUUCUUUAAUCCAUGUGGUGGCGCCACAAAAACUAUGAAUCAGUGC